AUGCAAAUUUUUGUGAAAACUCUUACCGGAAAGACUAUCACUCUCGAUGUUGAAUCAAGUGAUACUAUUGACAAUGUAAAACAAAAGAUUCAAGAUAAAGAAGGAAUCCCUCCAGACCAACAACGUUUGAUUUUUGCUGGAAAACAACUUGAAGAUGGUCGUACUUUAAGCGACUACAACAUUCAGAAAGAGUCUACAUUACAUCUUGUACUUCGUUUACGAGGUGGAAUGCAAAUUUUCGUAAAAACUCUCACCGGCAAGACCAUCACUCUCGAUGUCGAGUCAAGCGAUACUAUUGACAAUGUAAAACAAAAGAUUCAAGAUAAAGAGGGUAUUCCACCGGACCAACAACGUUUAAUUUUUGCCGGGAAGCAGCUUGAGGAUGGUCGAACGCUUAGCGACUAUAAUAUUCAAAAAGAAUCAACUCUCCACUUAGUUCUUCGUUUGCGUGGUGGUGCAAAGGUUAAUAAAUCCAAGUGUAAGUUUGGGGAUUGUAACGAUAAGGCCGUAAAAAUUGUCGGUCAUUGUCGUUAUUGCGAACUGGACUUUUGCUCUCGCCAUAGGCUGCCUGAAGCACAUGCUUGCAUAAAUCUAACAAGUUGUAAACAAGCUAGUUUUGAAAAGAAUGCUGCUAAACUAAGAAGUGAACAAUGUGUGGCUAGCAAAGUUGUUAUUUGA
Messenger RNA from Racocetra fulgida, 678 nucleotides. Lineage: Eukaryota; Fungi; Glomeromycota; Glomeromycetes; Diversisporales; Gigasporaceae. The record is from the annotation of a GenBank genome assembly.